Esox lucius (northern pike) is the source of this 2786-nucleotide messenger RNA. It is a transcript of the gene rab28, whose product is annotated as RAB28, member RAS oncogene family. Bases 164 to 829 code for a protein of 221 amino acids. NCBI's taxonomy places the organism in Eukaryota, Metazoa, Chordata, Actinopteri, Esociformes, Esocidae. The record is from RefSeq and is a predicted model, not a curated record. The transcript is spliced from 8 exons. Gene Ontology annotation, cellular component: Golgi apparatus; endosome. Gene Ontology annotation, molecular function: GTP binding; GTPase activity.
CAGUGCAGCUCGCGAAACAUCAUGGCGUCUGGUUGCCUAGUGCUGGGUCUAUUUAAUCCUUAGCUAGCUGUUUUUCCUGGUAAAAUAGCUGUAUUUAAUAAGCUUUUACUACAUUACUGUACAUAUAUAUACAACAGAUAUCUUCAUUGCAAUAUAUUUCAACAUGUCGGACUCAGAAGAGGACAGUCAGGAUAAGCAACUUAAAAUUGUAGUUAUCGGAGACGGCGCAUCGGGGAAGACAUCACUCGCCACCAGGUUUGCACAGGAGGCCUUUGGGAAACAAUACAAACAAACGAUUGGUCUGGAUUUCUUUCUGAAGAGAAUAGCUCUACCAGGCAAUUUGAACGUUACCUUGCAAGUGUGGGACAUUGGUGGUCAAACAAUCGGAGGGAAAAUGCUGGAUAAAUAUAUCUACGGUGCUCAGGGUGUUCUUCUAGUGUACGACAUUACAAACUACCAGAGCUUUGAGAAUCUGGAGGACUGGUACAGCAUGGUCAAAAAGGCCAAUGAAGAGUCGGAUGUCCAGCCUGUGGUUUUGCUGGUGGGCAACAAAAUUGACCUGGAGCAUAUGCGUACCGUGAAGGCUGACAAACACCAGCGCUUCUCCCAAGAAAACAACCUCAUCAGUCAGUUCGUAUCAGCCAAGUCUGGAGAUUCAGUGUUCCUGGCUUUCCAGAGGGUGGCUGCGGAGAUCCUCGGUGUGAAGCUCAAUAAAGCGGAGAUUGAACAGUCCCAGAGGAUCGUGAAAGCAGAGCUGGUGGAUUACCCUCAGGACGAAGGCCCCAUUAGACAAGAGACCAAUCAGAGCAAAAUCUGUUCAGUUCAAUAGUUGGAACAUGUGGUGAAGGCAGAUAUCGUAAACUACAGUCAGGAGCCUGUUGCAAGGACAGUCAACCCCCAGCGCAGCUCCAUGUGUUUGGUGCAGUGAUGCCCGACCCUCCCCCACAAAUCUCUUGCUCCUCAACAAAUUGACUACAUCAGUUAGAGCCUCAGAGCCCCAGGGUGCCCCGAUGCAGUGGCCCGUUAAUGGGAAUUGAGCCUACUUGUUUCUUCACACAAACACACACUCAUCUCCCAACGCACAACUCUCCAGAAAAGGCUGUGCGUCAGUAUUUCCAUUUGUUAAGGAUUUUCAGGGUCAUCAAACCAAAUAGUGUAUAUUUAAAGCUUUGUAUGUGAAAAUAUCUCUUUUUGUGCAUGUUCAAUGUGCAUAUUUACAGGGAUAAUCCUUGCUUCAAUACAUUUAAUUUUUUCAUGAGUGAUUUCUUAGGUAGUUUAAACAUGAAGUUCUGCUGUAAGAAAAAUGGGGCCAGUGUGUUUAUUACUAAUUUUAAUUGUAGUUUAUUUUCUUAAUUCUGGUGACAAAAUCAAUUGUCAUUUUUUAUUUUCCUGUGGUCUUAAUUGUAAUGCAUUCUUCAGAGGACCAUUUGAUUGUAUAUACAGUAAAUCUAUAGUUAGUUUCUGUAACAUGGAACAUAUAUCAACAAGUCAAGUAUUUUGAAUGCUUAAACACAUUUCCCCUAUAAUUAUGUAUAUGUUAAGAAAUCUGGAUUUGUUUUAGUGUUCUAAGUGAAACUGUUCAUAUUCUACACCCAUCCCUGUCCUAAAGCUCCCAGUGGUGAAAGGUAAGUGAUGGGAUUGGCAUUGGGUAGGUAGGCAGGGCAAGUAGGUAAGAGUGGGGAAGGGUCCAUGGACAAAUUGUGCUGAAUGUAAAAUCAACUGCUGGCUUAAUUAUGAGUCUGCUUACAGGAUGUCACCAGAAAGUAAGGCUUCUGCUGGAAUGGUGGGGCCUUGCAUGGUGCAUUGGUUCUCAACUGACUGACCUGGUUAAAUAACAGUUUUAGUUUUUGAACCGCUGUAGCUUAUGGAAUUGAGCGUUCUCUGUUUCAUUUGCCAAUAAGCUGCUUGUCAAGCUGAUGUGAUUUAUAGGAAGUAGUGUUAAUUUUCAGAUACAUUCUUGAUUUUCCAUCAUUUGAAAGACUAUAUCAACGUUAAUGAAAGAUUUUUAUUACAAAAAUAAACUUUCUUUCAUGUAACCUGAUCAAUCAGUAAUUUAGCAAUUUAGACACAUGAAGUGCUGUGUAGUAUCUUUGUCUUGACAAAACAAGCUAAGUAGUACCUAAUGUACACUCCUAGAAAAAAUGGGAUAUAGAGAAAAUACAUUUUGGCUGUCUCAAUGGGAGAAAACUGAAGAUCCUAUUUUCCUUUGGUAGGUAGAGGAUUACAACACAAGGGCUGUGGGUUUGAUUCAUACUGGGUCAAACCCCUUUUCCCAUAUGGACAGCCAAAAUAUACACUUUGGAGUCCUUUUUUCUAAGUAUACAUUAACUAGAGGCAUGUGUUUUUUUGUAAGGAAAUGUAUCCUUCAAAAUACGGUAAGUCUAUUUGUCCAGUAGUGUUUUCUUCAACCAAUAUAGUGUACUUGCACACAGAGAAUGGCAAAAUUGUAUCAAAAGCUAGUACAAAACCUGGUGACAUGAUUGGAUUUUACCAUGUAAACCGUUGGUUUUCGCCUUAAUGUGUGUUUGUAAAUGAUGUCUUUGUAAAUUAUAUCUGCAUUGUUCUGUGGAAGAUCUAAUUUUCAAUGCUGCUCAUUUAGGUGAGAUGUCAAGAACUUAUUGGAUGGAAUUCUGUGUACACCGAUGGACUUCUGGUCAUAAAAACGAUAUCUUUCCCCUAACUAUGAAAAAAUUGUUUUAAUCUGUACACUUAUAAAGUGGUUGUUUAGUGAAGAUUAACAACGAUAUGUGUGUUUGUAUACGAAAAAUAUAAUUUCUAUUCAAUAA